CCCGUUCUUCGCGCCCAGAUAGAAGAUAAUUUUACGGACGGCAAUUUCACUGCAAAUCCUACGUGGCAAGGAGAUGUAGGCAGUUUUGCGGUGAAUGCAGCAGGUCAAUUGCAGCUUAUGGCACCUGCCGGAGGCUCAGCAUUGUUGCAAACACAAGGCAAUAUUCCCGAUAGCGCCGUCUGGCGGGUGUGGGUGAAGCUCAAUUUUGCGCCAUCUACUUCCAAUUACCUGAAGCUUUAUCUGAUGUGCGAUCAGCCGGUGCUUACUUUGGGCAAUGGCUACUUCCUACUCAUUGGCGAAAGUGGCAACGUAGAUGCUUUGAAGCUCUAUCGGCAGGAUGGCAGUACUUCAGUGUUAUUGGGCAGCGGAAGUGUUGGCACUGUAGCUGCUGAGCCGGCUUUAGCGCGCAUAAAGGUUGUUCGUAAGGUGAAUGGCGAUUGGUCAUUGUCGGCCGAUUAUAGCGGAGGGCAAACUUUGGUGCCGGAGUUUACGCCCGAUUUGCCUGAUACUCAACCACCAAGUGUAGUGGCUGUGACCGCUUUGGACUCGCUUCGUUUGGAAGUGGAUUUUGAUGAAGCUUUGCUUUCUAGCACCGCUUUGGAUGUAGCGCGUUAUGCUGUGAAUAAUGGCAUUGGCCAGCCGGUAGAGUCGGCAUUGAAUGGAAAUACCUACACCCUCACGGUGCAAGGUAUGAAAGAUGCGCUUGGCAAUACCCAGACUCAGGCGCAAACUAUUGAUUUUGAGUAUCUUCUACUGAGUGUGCCGCAGCCUGGCGACCUUGUAGUGAAUGAGAUAUUGUUUAAUCCCAACACCGGCGGUUCGCGCUAUAUAGAGUUGCUCAACAAUCUACUUGCCAACAGAAACAAAGCCGUGCAAGUGCAAGAAGUCCACACCUUUACCUCCAAAAUGGAUACCGAGCAGCCCAAAACUGUGGAUGAUAUUGUAGCCCAAGAGCCACCCUCUGUGUUUACUCAAAUGGAAUCUUUGAUAGCGGAAAUAUCGCAAGAAGAAAUGGCCUUGCACGAUGUAGCUCAUGUGAAAACAGAGGUGACGGAAGAGCCAGACGAUGACGAUUUGGACGAUUUGCAGCCCAAUUUACAGCAAAAAUUGGAGGUGCCUUCGCCUAUGGAUAUGCCCGGGCUGCAGUCGGUGGAGCGCAUAAUGCCGACAGCGAAGCAAACCAAUGAAGCAUUGAUGGAGCGGUUUGAGCAUGCAAAACAUUUACUUUAUGAGAAAAAAGACGCCAACCAGGCGCAUAUAGAACUUGAAAAGCUCUUUGAUACCGGUUUUCCUGAAGAUGUCUUGUACAACCUCUUGGGUGAAGUGGCAUUUGUGAAAGGCGAAUUUAUCUUUGCACGCAAUUGCUGGGAUAGAGUGACCAAUAUCAACCCGAAAUUUCCGUUCAUCUUUCUUAAACUGGGCAAUCUUACCAAAAACCACUUCAAUGGUUUUAAAAAGACUUCGGCAGAAUAUUACAAGAGAGCCAUUCAAGAAAAUCCGGAAAACCCCACAGCCUAUUUUGAGUUGGCCGAUGUAAUGCACCAAUAUCUCGAUAAGGAUAAAAAAGCCACCAAAUAUUAUGAGAGAGAAAGUGAACGAUGCCUUGCCGAGGCCAAUAGGUUGGAAGAAGCACAAGCGCCUAAGCCAACCGGAUUACCUCCAAUCCCCGAAUCUACCCCAACUCCCGAACAAGUAAGCAGCCCCAAAGCGUUAAAAAUAACCUCCGAAGUGCCGCCUAUUGCACAACAACAGGAGCAAGUAGAACAUGAAAGACCUGUUGCGCCGCCCAAAACCCUCCAAAUUGUGCUCAUCACAGGUGCUACCUCGGGCAUCGGAUUGGCAACCGCAAAGCGUUUUGCUGAGCUUGGCUGCAAACUGAUACUGACCGGAAGGCGCCGUGAGUUGCUUAUGGCUGCCCAAGCAGAGCUUGCCAAGGAAAAUCCGGGCACCCAGAUAAAAUUGCUCAAUUUUGAUGUGCGUGAACCCGAAACUGCUCGUGCUGCACUCAAUUCAUUGCCCGAAGAUUGGCAAAAUAUCGAUAUUUUGGUCAACAAUGCCGGUCUCGCUAAAGGUUUUGAUCCGAUUCAUGAAGGCAAGCUAGAGCAUUGGGAAACCAUGAUUGAUACCAAUAUCAAAGGACUGCUGUACGUCACGCUGAGCCCCGGACAUGUAGAGGAAACCGAAUUUGCCAUCACUCGCUUCGACGGCGAUAGCGAAAAAGCAGCUAUUUACUCCGAUUUUCAGCCGCUCAAAGCCGAAGAUGUAGCCGACGCUAUAUUUUAUAUGGCUACGCGACCUCCACACGUGAACAUCCAGGACAUUUAUAUGUUUGGUGUACAGCAAGCCGGCCGCACCGAAGAUGGCACUCCACAAGAUGGCGAGUGCGUUGUCGUACAGAAUCACCGACAAGAAUUUCUUGCGCAUGGGCAUUACAAUAAUGGUAGCAUAGCUGUACGGAUAUUGAGUUAUGUCCUUUCUGAUGAUUUACAAAACCCCGAUUUCUGGCUUAAGCGCUUCGAAAAUGCUUUUUCCAUGCGCAAAACCAUUGGCUUGCCUCAAGAAGAUGUCACCAAUUGCUUCCGACUCGUACAUGGUGAGGGCGACUACCUCCCCGGAUUGAUUGUAGAUGUAUAUGCACACGUAGCUGUGGUACAAUGCCAUUCUGUAGACUGGGUCACCGGACAAAAGACAGGCUUUUUCCUCGAUCAACGCGACAACCGUCAAUUGCUCGGGCAUUAUGCCAAAGGAAAGCGCGUACUCAAUACCUUUUGCUAUACCGGGGGCUUUUCGCUCUACGCUUUACAAGGCGGGGCUACACUCGUGCAUUCCGUAGAUGUGUCAGCUAAGGCAAUGGCACUCACCGAAACCAAUGUACAGCUAGCAGGAGAAGUAGCUGCAGCCCGUCAUCAAGGCUUCACCGAAGAUGUGAUGCCCUUCCUGAAAAACGAUACCACACUUUACGAUAUCGUCAUUGUGGAUCCACCGGCCUUCGCCAAAACGCUCGAUAAACGCCACAAUGCCGUACAAGGCUACAAACGCCUCAAUGUGGCUGCCCUCCAAAGAGUGAUAGAUCGCGCUUUGUUUUACAACACCAUUGUAGCAGCAGCCCUCGAAGCCGGCCGCAAAGCUAGAGUUAUUCACCAUCUCAGCCAAUCACCCGAUCACCCGACUGGCUUUGCUUAUGGCGACAAAGCUUACAUCAUUGUAGAACGCACCGGCGGACAGCUAGAUCAGCCACACCAACUCCGUUCUGGACAGACCAUCAGCUUUUUCUGCAACCAACCCCACGUUGUACAGCCUGAAAAGCAAGGCAUUAUCAACUUCGUGCAGCGCAACCGCAUGAAAAUCAUCCUUUAUGCCCAUGAUGUACCCGACUGGAUCAAUAUGGGUGCCCUAGGCAUCGAUAUGGUAUUUGAUGAACGCUCCUACAAAGAAAUGGAGUCAGCCCUCGCCAAAGUCAUCGCCGCCAAAGGCAAUCGCCUGGCAGAACUUCGCGAUAUUUUUUCCGGCAAAAUAGCACCCCAACAAGUUUUGAUACCUCAUCAAAUCGACCUACCGAACCUCAAUGCCAGCCAAAAUGCAGCCAUUAGCCAUAUUUUGCAUACCAAUGACGUUUCGCUCGUGCACGGACCACCCGGCACCGGCAAAACCACCACCAUCGUAGCCGCCAUACAACUCCUCACCAGGACCGAAAGCACCGUACUCGUUUGCGCCCCUAGCAAUACCGCCGCCGAUCUCCUCACCGAGCGUCUGGCCGAAAAAAACCUCAAAGUCGUGCGCAUAGGCAAUAUCAGCCGCAUGGACGACAAUAUCAUCCCUUACACCCUCGAUUCCCUGCUCUCCAACCAUCCUGACAGCCGACACAUAAAAAAAGUGAAGAUGCAGGCCGCCGAAGCACGUCGCCAAGCAGGCCGGUUUAAGCGUACAUUCGAUAGAGACGACCGCCUGGAAAGGCAGCAACUCAAAGCCGAAGCCUACGAAUUGCUCGCUUGGGUCACCCAAUUGGAAGACAAAUUGGUCAACGAUCUCCUCACCGAUGCCGACGCCAUCAUUUCCACGCUCGUAGGCGCGGCGCACCCCGUGCUCGACAAAUUUCGCUUCCGCACUGUAGUCAUCGACGAAGCAGCACAAGCCCUCGAGCCUGCCACCUGGAUACCCAUUCUCAAGGCGAGUAGGGUAGUGCUAGCAGGCGAUCCUUUGCAGUUGCCCCCAACCGUAAAGAGCCACGAAGCCGCCCGAAAAGGGCUAUCCAAGACGCUUUUGGAGCGCGCCAUUGCGCAUUUUCCUUAUGUUUCCUUACUAAAUGUGCAGUAUAGGAUGCACUCGGCCAUCAUGGGAUUUUCCAACGAUUACUUCUACCGCGGCGAAUUGACAGCCGACAGCCAAGUAGCCGAAAAACGCCUCGUCUGCCUCGAAAAACUGACCGAUAUAGUCCAUAUUUUCGAGCCGGUGGUGUUCAUCGAUACCGCCGGAUGCGAUUUUGAAGAAAAGCAAGUGAUACCCACCAACGCCAACAAAAACGACCCAUUCAAAGCCACCAGCCGCUACAAUCCCGAAGAAGCACUCCUCGUGCGGGAGCAUAUUUUGAAGGUACUCAACCGAUUUGAGCCUGAAAAUCUGCCAUCUUUUGGCGUACUUUCGCCCUACCGUGAGCAAAUCAACCACCUCGAAGAGAUCCUGCGCGGCGAUGCAGAAAUAGCACCUUUUUUUGAUAAAUUCGCCACCGAAAGCCUAUAUAAGGUUCUGACAGUCAGCACAAUAGAUGGAUUUCAGGGGCAAGAGCGCGACGUCAUGUACAUAUCGCUCGUGCGCUCCAACAACAAAAACGAGAUAGGUUUCCUCUCCGAUUACCGCCGCAUGAACGUCGCCAUGACCCGAGCUCGCCAGCUCCUCGUCAUCAUAGGCGAUAGCGCCACCAUAGGCAACAACCCCUUCUACAGUGCCAUGCUCGACUACUGCGCCGCCCAUGGGCAGUACCAAACAGCAUGGGAAUACCUGCAAUAA
Molecule: messenger RNA, 5004 nt
Organism: Darwinula stevensoni
Lineage: Eukaryota; Metazoa; Arthropoda; Ostracoda; Podocopida; Darwinulidae
Source: the annotation of a GenBank genome assembly